AUGACUCCAGAAGACCCCCUCAACCUCAAACAAUACAAAGCAACCAUCGCCGAACAAAAGAAACAAUGGAUCCCAUACUCCUUCAACAACGACGAAAAGCUGAACGGGUUCUACAAACAGCAGAAUGAAAUGAUCGAAGGCUUCCUCUCCAGCGGCGACGAAGAGCGCCUAAAAGCCGAAGACGAAGCCCAAAACGGCGGCAAAGUCAAGCUCGCCGUGCGUGCCAGCUUCGUGGUCAACUUCUUACUCUUCGUGAUCCAGCUAUACGCAGCCGUGACCACCGGCUCCUUGGCUCUGUUCGCCACCGCCGCAGACGCUUUCAUGGACCUCGUUUCAUCCAUCGUCAUGCUCGUCACGUCUCGCAUGUCCUCGCGUCCAAAGCCAUACAAGUACCCCGUGGGACGGCGCCGUGUCGAGACCAUGGGCGUCAUCAUGUUCUGCGCCUUGAUGACCAUCGUGGCAGUGGAGCUGAUCAUCGAGUCAGCCAAGGCACUGGCUGCGGGCAAGACGGAAUCUGCUCAGCUGGCUCUCGUACCACUGAUCUGCGUGGGAAUUGCUAUUUUCUCCAAGUUCGUCAUGUUUUUGUAUUGCUUUGGGCUGCGCCGGUAUCCAGCUGCGCAUGUUUUCUACAUCGACCACCGCAAUGAUCUUGCGGUCAAUGGGUUUGGAUUGAUCAUGUCCAUCGUUGGGGAUCGGUUCGUCUGGUACCUGGACCCCAUUGGCGCGUGCUGCAUUGCACUGCUCAUUCUGUUUUCAUGGGCAUCUACCGCGUUCGAGAACAUGUGGUUGAUUGUGGGCAAAUGUGCUCCUCGGGAGUUUGUGAAUAAGUGCAUAUAUGUGACUUUGACUCAUGAUCAGAGAAUUCAAAAAGUGGACACGACACAGUGUCGCGCCUAUCACUCUGGACAGCAGCUAUAUGUUGAGGUUGAUAUCGUCAUGGAUCCUGAAACUAAACUCCGAGAGUCUCAUGAUGUAAGCCAAGCAUUGCAGCGCAAGCUGGAAGGUCUUGCAGAUGUUGAGCGAGCCUUUGUGCAUGUCGAUUAUGACUAUGAGCACGAUAUCAAUGAGGAACAUAGGCCAUUGUAUGAUGUUGGUGGAUCGGGUCAUUCCAUUAGAGCUUUGCUGAAACGUCUGUUUGCUAAGACAACUACUGUAUAA
Molecule: messenger RNA, 1158 nt
Organism: Penicillium soppii
Lineage: Eukaryota; Fungi; Ascomycota; Eurotiomycetes; Eurotiales; Aspergillaceae
Product: cation diffusion facilitator family transporter
Exons: 2
Coding region: 1-1158 (385 amino acids)
Biological process (GO): monoatomic cation transport; transmembrane transport
Cellular component (GO): membrane
Molecular function (GO): monoatomic cation transmembrane transporter activity
Source: RefSeq, a predicted model, not a curated record